This is a messenger RNA of Paramisgurnus dabryanus, 611 nucleotides long. RefSeq names its product hemoglobin subunit alpha. Gene Ontology annotation, biological process: oxygen transport; hydrogen peroxide catabolic process. NCBI's taxonomy places the organism in Eukaryota, Metazoa, Chordata, Actinopteri, Cypriniformes, Cobitidae. The record is from RefSeq and is a predicted model, not a curated record. Gene Ontology annotation, cellular component: blood microparticle; hemoglobin complex; haptoglobin-hemoglobin complex. Gene Ontology annotation, molecular function: organic acid binding; oxygen carrier activity; iron ion binding.
AAUUCAUCUGUCCGCUAAUAUCUUUUCCCAAAGUCAGUCUAACUUGAGAAAAAGAAGAACGCAGCAAUGAGUCUCUCUGAGAAGGACAAGUCUGCCGUGAAGGCCCUCUGGAGCAAGAUCUCCUCCAGGUCCGAUGAUAUCGGUGCUGAAGCUCUUGGCAGAAUGCUCAUCGUCUACCCCCAGACUAAGACCUACUUCUCUCACUGGGCUGACUUGAGCCCUGGCUCUGCUCCUGUGAAGAAGCACGGCAAGACUAUCAUGGGUGCAGUCGGUGAGGCUGUGUCAAAGAUUGACGACCUUACGGGAGCUCUGUCAGCUCUCAGCGAACUUCAUGCUUUCAAGCUUCGUAUUGACCCGGCCAACUUCAAGAUCCUUGCAACCAACCUUAUAGUGGUCAUUGGCAUGCUCUUCCCUGGAGAUUUCUCCCCCGAGGUUCACGUGUCAGUUGACAAGUUUUUCCAGAACUUGGCCCUGGCUCUCUCUGAGAAAUACCGCUAAACUUCCAAUCGGAAAUUAAUGUCAACAGGCAACUCUGAGCAGCACCUCACCUCUAAACAACUUGUGUCUAAUGCCUGAAUAACAUUUCUCAAUAAAAGCACAGAACUACAUUA